AUGGAAAACUCAAAGCAAAGAGCUCUUCGUCUUGGACAAGUUAACCUUACAAAAAUAAUGAAAAAUGACUGUGAUUUUACACCUGAAGCAUCAAAAAAGGCUGGAGAAACUUUGGGAAUUAUUAUAUGGAAAUCUCGACAUGAAGAAAUAAUUAGGCAGAAGUCUUUAUAUUGUCAAGAAAUUUUAAAAACUGAAGCACGAGUUGUUAAAGGUCGAAGGAGACACGAUGUAAAUACAUAUAAACUAUCAACACUGCUAAGUAAUCAUGGUAAAGGUAAAAAAAGAAAAAAUAUGGAUAAUGUAAUUAGUAAACCUAUUACCAAUAAUAAUAAUGAAUCUGAAAAAAAUUCUUCUCCUAAACAUAUCCGUCGGCUCACAAGUAAUAGUGCGAAAGAAAUUCUUGCUCAACUACUUACUUGUAACUCUUUUUCUAAUGAUGACCAAUUGUUGUAUAAAGUUCUUCAUAAACUUCAAGAUGUAGAUCCAGGUUGGACAAAAGAGCGUGUUAUUACAUAUUGGAGAAACCAUAAAAAAUAA
This is a messenger RNA of Dentiscutata erythropus, 537 nucleotides long. NCBI's taxonomy places the organism in Eukaryota, Fungi, Glomeromycota, Glomeromycetes, Diversisporales, Gigasporaceae. The record is from the annotation of a GenBank genome assembly.